CUCGCCGAAAGUGGAUAUGCAAGAAGUCGCGGAAGUGAUUGCCUGGAUAAAAAGCUUUCCUACGGCAGCGGGGACUGCUGAUUCACGAGUACUCUUGUCCAAGGAUGGUACCGAGCUCUACAUUAGUAUCUUUACUUACGAUGAUGGAUGGUUGAGGUAUCUGCAGGGGGGGGGCGCGGGCUGUCUCUCCAGAGCUGGGUUCGCGAACAUGCGCCGUUUUGGCCCCUGGGACAUAUGCCGGCCAAACGACAUGAGGAACUAUGCCCUGAUUGUUAUUGCACUUUUAUUGAUUUAACAUAAUCAUUUCUAGAGACCCUCCAAUGCAACAAAGGGAAAGUU
This is a messenger RNA of Aspergillus piperis CBS 112811, 339 nucleotides long. RefSeq lists its product as uncharacterized. The record is from RefSeq and is a predicted model, not a curated record. The transcript has a single exon. Lineage: Eukaryota; Fungi; Ascomycota; Eurotiomycetes; Eurotiales; Aspergillaceae. The annotation marks the transcript as partial.